Messenger RNA from Echinops telfairi (small Madagascar hedgehog), 2795 nucleotides. It is a transcript of the gene PGGHG, whose product is annotated as protein-glucosylgalactosylhydroxylysine glucosidase. Gene Ontology annotation, biological process: carbohydrate metabolic process. The record is from RefSeq and is a predicted model, not a curated record. The transcript has 14 exons. Gene Ontology annotation, molecular function: catalytic activity. Lineage: Eukaryota; Metazoa; Chordata; Mammalia; Afrosoricida; Tenrecidae. The coding region runs from base 261 to 2519 and encodes 752 amino acids.
AGCCGCCUCCUUCUCGAUUCAGGCUCUAGCUGGGCAGGGUGUCUCCUGGCCCCUGGUUAUCCCAGCCUCCCUCCCGGUGUCCACAGCAGGAGGCCAGCUGCGGCAAGGCUGAAGGGUGGGGAGUCAGGGCUCCUGGGCACAGCUUGAAGAGCAGUCAGAAGACCCCCCAAAGGGUCUCACUCGGUCCUGCGGUGGGAGCUUGGACAACAGGCAGGGAGCCCCAGUUCCUCCUGGUGGUCAAGACCAGGCCAGCUCUCUCCAUGGAUGGCACAGGAGAGGAUGCCACCACAUUCACUGCACGCGCUCUGCCAAGCGACCCCCGGCUCUGGGCUCCGGUGACCAGCACGGACCUGGGCACAUGCGUGUACCAUGACGUGCUGCAUGUGAGCGGCGUGUACAAUGGGGCUGGGGGGGACACGCACCGGGCCAUUCUGCCUUGCCCCCUUAAUGUCAGGCUGGAGGCCCCUGCAGAACCAGGGGAGCAGCUGGAUGAGACCUUCACCCUGGACACCAACACAGGCUCCUUUCUGCACACAAUGGAGUCGGCCAGCUUCCGAGCCUCACAGCGCAUCUACAUGCACCGCACACUGUCCCGUGUCCUGGCCUUCAGCGUGUCCAUUGAGCGCGUGGCUGCCGGAAGCCAGCCCGUCACAGUGCGCCUCCGGGCAGCUUUCUCCCCAGACAGCCCAGACCUGGACCUGCACCUGGGCCCCGACUUUCUUGGAGCUCGGUGCCUGUAUGGGCGCACGCUCACCCCGGAGCAGCCUGGGAGGCACCAGCAGGAGGUGCACAUGCUGUGGACGCCUGUGCCCGAGGCCCUGACCCUGGAGGAAGGCGAAGAGAACAGGGUCUGGGAGUUCCUGACCACAGUGGGUGGCAGCCAGGCAGAGGCCCGAGCUUUGCUUCAGGAGGCUCUGCGGCUGCGGGAUGGGAGCCUGCUGUACAGGACCCAUGCACAGGCCUGGGCGGGGCUCUGGGCAGGCUGCGGCCUGGACGUGGCAGGGCCCCUGCGGCUGCGCCAGGCCCUGCGAGGUGCUCUCUACUACCUGCUCAGCGCACUGCCCCAGCCUGGGGCCCCAGCACCCAUCUGCCACGGCCUCAGCCCUGGGGGGCUCUCCAACGGUAGCCGUGGCCAGUGCUACUGGGGCCACGUCUUCUGGGACCAGGAUCUCUGGAUGUUCCCGAAUGUCCUGGCGUUCCACCCCGAGGCUGCCAGGGCCAUCCUGCAGUACCGCAUCCGCACGCUGCCCGGGGCCCUGCAGAACGCCCUCAGCCUGGGCUACCAGGGAGCCAAGUUUGCCUGGGAGAGUGCGGGCUCCGGCCUGGAGGUCUGUCCUGAAGACAUUUACGGGGUCCAGGAGGUGCAUGUCAACGGGGCUGUUGUGUUGGCCUUUGAACUGUACUACCACGCCACCCAGGAUGAGCAGCUCUUCCGGGAUGCCGGAGGCUGGGAGCUGGUCAGUGCUGUGGCCGAGUUCUGGUGCAGCCGAGUGGAGUGGGUCCCUGAGGAGGACAAAUUCCACCUGAGGGGAGUCAUGCCCCCAGAUGAAUUCCACUCAGGCGUUAACAACUCCGUGUACAGCAACGUCCUGGUCCAGAACAGCCUACGCUUUGCUGUCUCUCUGGCUGAGGACCUGGGCCUGCCCAUCCCUGACCGGUGGCUGAUGGUGGCCAACAAGAUCAAGGUGCCCUUUGACCCGGAGAGGAACUUCCACCCCGAGUUUGAUGGGUACCAGCUUGGUGAGGAGGUGAAGCAGGCAGACGUUGUGCUCCUGGGCUACCCUGUCCCCUUCUCCCUGAGCCCCAGUGUCCGGAGGAGGAACCUGGAGGUGUACGAGGCCGUGACGUCCCCCCAGGGCCCUGCCAUGACCUGGGUGAGGAGGCUGGGGUGGGAGCUGGGCUCCCCGCCCCGAGCAGCAGCCUCAGUCUGGGUCCUGGGUCCUCCCAACACACAGAGCAUGUUUGCGGUGGGCUGGCUGGAACUGAAGGAGCCGGCUCGGGGACAGCAGCUUCUGGAAAGGAGUUUCGCCAAUAUCACAGAGCCCUUCAAGGUGUGGACCGAGAAUGCUGACGGGUCUGGAGCCGUGAACUUCCUGACGGGCAUCGGGGGCUUCCUGCAGGCGGCCCUCUUUGGGUUCACGGGGCUCAGGUUCACCAGGGCAGGGAUAACCUUUGAUCCUGUGUGUCCGGCGGAGGUCUCUGGUGUUUUCGUCUCUGGCCUCUGCUACCAGGGCAGCAAGCUCGACUUCUCCUUCUCCGAGGGCUGGGUGACACUGGAGGUCACGGUCCGCACCGGGCCCUGGGCGCCCCCGCUGGAGGCCGAGCUGAGCCCGACCCAGGCUCGGCUAGCCCUGCCCCCAGGCCACAAGGUCUCCUUUCCUCGAUCCGCUGGCCGGAUACAAAGAUGUCCCUGCAGCUGCCCCGCUCCAGGAGGGGAGGCUCCGGCUGGGAUUCCAGGAGGCCUCUUGGAAGAUACCAGGGUGCCUCCACCCCAGGCCCUCUCCCAGGUGCUGCCCUGAGAAGUUUCUGGGGGUCCCUGUGCUCAUCCCCUGCCCCUGCCCUUCCCAGAGCCCCUGGCCAGCCGAGCCCACUCCAGCCCUCCUACCUUGUCCCGGCUCCGUCAGCCGCCUGGCCCUCCAGGCUGGUGGUGUGUCUGUCUAACCCCCUGCCCUCCCCAGGAGUUGCUUCUCAUAGCCCCCGCCCCCGCCCCCCAAGGAAUCAACCAGCAAAUUGGGACAUGGGAGGUGGGACCAUGUGGGGGCAUCCCUCAGACUGGUACAGCUGGCUUCACCAUA